AUGAACUCUGAUGCGUCAGACGACGAUAGUGAUGAUCACUAUUUCAGGCAUGUUGUCGCGGCUGCCACUUUGUUAUGCGUCAGAUUUGUGUAUAGAGAACCAUCACGCCGAAGGCACACUUCUAGUUGGGGAGAUUUUACUGCCAUCGAUCCUCACAUAAUUGCAGGUGAGAACAAGUAUUCGCCGUGGUUCGAUGAUUGUGUUGGAGCACUAGAUGGUAUGCACGUUUCAUGUGUGCCUCCCCGUGAAACGGCUGAACUUUACAGGAAUAGGAAGGGAUAUUUCUCGCUUAAUGUGCUUGCAGUUUGCUCAUUUGAUAUGAGAUUUACGUACAUGCUAUCUGGAUGGGAGGGUUCAGCACAUGAUGCGAGAGUACUUGCGUCCGCGUUAGAUCACCCACGGAAGCGAUUUUCGAUUCCGCCACCAGGAAAAUUCUACCUCGUCGACUCAGGCUACGCAAACAACGGAUGUUUCAUGGCACCAUAUCGGGGAACAACAUAUCAUUUGCAAGAGUAUAGGAAUCGACGGGGUAGAGGCUUCCGCAGUGAACGUGAAUUGUUCAACUACACGCACUCCUCCCUGCGUAAUGUAAUCGAAAGAACAUUUGGUGUGUGGAAGGCCAAAUUUCGUAUUUUGAAAACCAUUAACCGUUACCCCAUUGAAAAGCAAGUUAAGGUUCCGGUUGCAUGUGCUAUAAUUCAUAAUUUUAUCCAUAUGUACCGUAAUGGAGAUACACUAUUAGAUCAGUACUCACAGGAUGGCGUUCCGGUUGCUGACAUUGAUCCACAGAAUGUUGAAGAGGAUAUCAAUGACAAUAAUAACCACGAAGGACAACCAUUAAAUAAUGAACCGGAACUGGAGAUGAAUGCGUUAAGGGAUGCAAGAACGCAUACAAUGUGGGCAGUGUACCGUAAUCGUCGUACGGGCUAA
This is a messenger RNA of Morus notabilis, 930 nucleotides long. RefSeq lists its product as uncharacterized. The record is from RefSeq and is a predicted model, not a curated record. Bases 1 to 930 code for a protein of 309 amino acids. The transcript is spliced from 4 exons. Lineage: Eukaryota; Viridiplantae; Streptophyta; Magnoliopsida; Rosales; Moraceae.